AAGUGCAAGGUCAGGAAGUCAUCUCACUGAACGUUGCCAGGUUGAAUUUUUCUUUAAUGCAGUGGAAGGAGGUGAGCAGUUUUGGUGAUCAUGUUCUCUUUUCUGGCAAAAGCACAACAGCUUGUUGCUCGGCAGCUGAGUUGGGUUUCAAUAGGGGUUGUUUGUAUUACACACUGCCCGAGGAUCAGAGCUUGUACAAAUUUGAAUUAGAAGGCACUGGUACUGUAACGUUGCCGUGUCUAAAGCUUCCAACACCAUGCUUUUCGUCAGAUUGGAUUAUGAUGCCUACCACUUUCAGGGUUGGAGAACAAGAAAGAUCUGAACUUAUGUUAAAUAGACGGGAAGAAAGAGAUUUCAUAACCAGCAUUGGAGUAAGAUUAAAUAACAAAUGUGAGAAUCAGGGAGAAGUAAAUCAACAAGGACCUUGGAGUAUUCUUCAAGACGACACUCUACUCAAGACAGCAAGUUAUCUCCAUCCAAUUGACUACAAACAAUUUCGAUUAGUCUGUAAAGCAAUUCGAUCGAAUCUACCUAUAUUUAAGCAAACACCAACUUCCGGUACGAUCUUAAGCAACAGAUAUGUGUCUCCAUGGCUAGUAUUUUCUGUCAACAAUGAGUGCACUGUCUACAAUUUUGUCGACCCGAUGCAUAAUAAUGAGAACUACUUUAUGGAACGUCCCUUGCUAAAAGGAGCUAUAAUUCGUUUCCAAAAGGACGGCUGGCUACUUAUGUCGGAGGGAGCUCACAGAUUAUUCUUUCACAACCCCUUCACGAAAGAGACCAUUAAUAUUCCGGAUUUGCCUCAACAUUACCACUUCUCCAACAUCUCAUUCUUUUCAUUACCGACUUGUUCUGAUUGUGUAGUUUAUGGCAUUCAAGUAGAUGAAGAAGAUGAGGGUAUCCGUGUCUAUAUCAUUGCAAGGGGAGAGAAGUCUUGGAGGGAUCACAUGUUUGAUAAUAUCGAUACGGAUGGGUACUACAUGCCAUCACUUAACACUCCAGUUCUAUACAAAGGGAUUUUGUAUUCUGUAGAUUAUAAUGGACUUGUAGGAACUUUAAGCUCGGAAGACAACAUUAAUUGGAGUUACCAAGUUGUUAAUAAGCCCCGCGGAAUAUUUGAUGGUGCAUAUCCUAGCUUUCUGGUGGAGUGUGGAGGAGAUCUUUUAUUAGUGAAAUUAGGACGUAUGGGGGUAUUCAAAGGAAUUUUCAGAUUAAAUUUCUCGAAGAAGGAAUGGGUCAGAGUAAAGAGUCUGGGAAAACAUAUGUUAUUCAUCAGCUAUACAUCUUGUGUCUCAAGAAUUGCUCCGCGUGCUGAUAUGGAGAACAAGAUAUAUUUUUCUAGAUUGUCCUUGCAUGGGGAAGGAAUAUUAUUGUAUUCACUUGAUACAGGUAAUUACCAUUCUCUUGGGAAUCAACGUUCUUCAAAAGAUUUUUAUGAUACAAAGGGGUGGGCAUCAUGGUCUUGGAUUGAACCUAAUUGGUCAAGGUCGACUUCAGAGGAGCUCGAUUGGUUUGCAAAUCUUUCAUAAUACUAUCUAUUAAUUAGUGUUUUCUUGUAUUCCAUAACAACCAUGUAACCCAUGUGGUUGCACGAAGAGAUGAUACAUUCUCUCGCAACGUUUUCUUGUAUUCCAUGACAACCAUGUAACCCAUGUGGUUGCUCGAA
Molecule: messenger RNA, 1666 nt
Organism: Papaver somniferum (opium poppy)
Lineage: Eukaryota; Viridiplantae; Streptophyta; Magnoliopsida; Ranunculales; Papaveraceae
Product: F-box/kelch-repeat protein At1g57790-like
Exons: 2
Coding region: 57-1529 (490 amino acids)
Source: RefSeq, a predicted model, not a curated record